This is a messenger RNA of Eruca vesicaria subsp. sativa (arugula), 729 nucleotides long. The record is from the annotation of a GenBank genome assembly. Lineage: Eukaryota; Viridiplantae; Streptophyta; Magnoliopsida; Brassicales; Brassicaceae.
GCCAUUAUCUUUAAUUAAGUUCUUGGAACCUAUAAACCAAACAUGUUUGUCACAUAAAGAGGAGAUCAAAAUUUCAUCCUAAAGAAAACACAAAGAGGCUAUGGCAUAUUCAACUAAACUUUGUCUUCCUCUUCAAACACAAUGUUUUGUUCCAAAGACAGUGAGAUCAAAGACUUUGAUGCUUCAACAGAGUCAAGUGACUCAAGUUCAAGUUAAAGCCAAGCAAGUCACAGUUCCACAGCCAAUAAGAUACUCCACCAAGAACACUGUAUUUGAAGAUCCAGUACAAGGGAUCCUAUGUUACACGGAUGAUAACGGAGAGGUUAUAUGUGAAGGGUAUGAUGAAGGUCCUCGUUGUCCCCCAGAGAGUCCAAUACUAGCUUCUUACUCAAGAGAGGUGGAGAUUCUUGAUCUUCUCCAAAGAAGUUAUCAGGAACUGAGAGUUGCAGAGAAGGGUGAUGGUCAAAGACAGGAAGCUGCUUCACAACAAGAGUUAAGAAUGAUCAACUGGAGUAGCUUUGACUUUCUCUAAAUUUCUCUUUUACAAAAAUCAAAAUCUGUUUGUCUCUUCAAAAAAGGCCUCUUGAAUAAGAAUGUAUAGAUAAGGAAGGCUGUGAAAGAAGCAGCCAUUUGCUUCUUUCUUGUUUCUCUUUUGUAAGAACACAAAAACAUGAAUGUAUGUCCAGAUUUUGAUUUCAUUGUCUUCUUAAGUAGUAGAAAAGAAUCUCA